UUGUACGCGCGUGUUGUAGUCUUUUAAAAACGUCUGAAGGAAUUUCGUUUAAUUUUCUAUAUAUUUUUUUAUAUAAAAGGGGAGCAUUGCUCGGGACUUACAUGAAAAAAGUUUAUAAAAAUUAAAUAUUUAUAAAAGGAGUCAAAAAAAUAAAAAGAAUUUUAAUAUUAAAAAAAGUUUUCUAGAAAAUAAUCCAAAGAAAUGUGGUUAAAAUAGCAGUAAAAGUUAAAAAUUAUUUAAAACCAAAUCCCAUAAAACAACGAAUAGUUAUUUUAUGCAGAUAUAAUCCCAUAAAUAUAAUCGAACAAAAAAACAGAUAACUGGAGAGGACUACUUGAUUUGUGCAGUGAGUAUAGUGGUGGAUUCUAACUAAAGAUCCACAGAGAGCGGUGGAGAGCAUAUACGAACAGCCAAUAAUCGUACAAGUGCUGUUUGGCAUUUGGAAAUCGUUUUUUUUUUCUACUGCAAAUACAUUGAGAACAUUAUAAACAUGAAAUUAGUAUCAAAAAUGCCAUCAGUUAGCUUAGCACGUAGUAGAGAUUCUAUAUUGUUGGCAGCGGCCGCUGUAUUACUGUUGACAUCAUCCUAUUGUUGGGAACUAGUGGCUGCGCAAAGCAAUCAGGCUCAACAGCAAGUAUGUCCCGAGCAAAACGAUAUUGCUCCCUGUGUUUGUACGGUGAAAAAGAACGGUUUGGAUAUUUUGUGUGAGACAACCGAUUUGACUCACAUUACCAAGUCUAUGGGCACGCUAAAGGGCAAAAGUCCCAUUAUUUUCUAUUUGAAAUUGCGUCAUAAUAAUUUACCCAAAUUACAAGGUUUCGUAUUUCUAGCCUUGGAUAUACGUCAUUUAACCAUACACAACAGUAGUUUAGCGGCCAUUGAAGAAAAUGCUCUCAGCUCUUUGGGUAAGGGUCUAACACAACUUGAUGUCUCGCUUAAUCAAAUGAAAACGGUGCCCUCAUUAGCGUUAAAACAUCUUUAUCAUUUGUUGAUCUUAAAUUUAAAUCACAAUAAGAUUACGGUUAUUCACAAUAAUGCUUUUGAGGGUUUGGAUACACUAGAGAUCUUAACACUCUAUGAGAAUAAAAUCAAUCUUAUAGAGCCAGAGGCUUUUAGAGGUUUAGAAAAACGUUUGAAACGUUUAAAUUUGGGUGGCAAUGAAUUGACUGCAGUUCCUCAAAAAUCUCUUUCAAUUUUGGAUAAUUUGAAAAAAUUGGAAAUUCAAGAAAAUAAAAUUAAAACCAUACGUGAAGGAGAUUUUGAAGGACUUGAAAAUUUGGAUUCUCUUAUAUUGGCCCACAAUAUGAUCAAUACCGUGCCAGCAAAUGUAUUUUCCCAUUUAACUUUAUUAAAUUCUUUGGAAUUGGAGGGCAAUAAAAUCAUCAACAUUGAUAAGGAUGCCUUUAAGGGUUUGGAAGAAAAUCUACAAUAUUUACGUUUGGGCGAUAAUAAUAUACAGGCCAUACCCAGUGAAGCUUUAAGACCUUUACAUCGUUUACGUCAUUUGGAUUUGAGAAAUAAUAAUAUAAGUGUCAUUAGUGAUGACGCCUUUACCGGUUACGGUGAUUCCUUAACCUUCCUUAAUCUCCAAAAGAAUGAUAUCAAGGUAUUACCUAGUAUGAUAUUUGAAAAUUUAAAUUCCCUGGAAACUUUAAAUAUACAAAAUAAUAAAUUAACCCGGCUGCCGCAAGACAUUAUGGAGCAUAUCAUCGAUACUUUGAGAAUAAUUGAUAUAACAGAUAAUCCCUUACAAUGCUCUUGUGAAUUGACCUGGUUCCCUAAACUCUUGCAAGAUCUGAAGAACAAAGACGAUGAAAUGGCACAGAAAAAGAAACCCGUUUGUCAUAUGCCCGUUGAGAAUCGUGAAUACUAUGUCCAAGCUAUGCCAUUGGAAAAAAUGCACUGUGCUGGUCUAUCACCGAGUGCGGCCAGUGAUUUACUGGACACAAAUGGUGUGUUGUUGUUAUGGCGUUUACUACCAGUAAAUAUGCUUGUGACGUUUUUGUGUACUUUUUAAAGGAAUACUUUGGUGGAGUCAAUGGUAAAAAUACUAAGAUUUCAAACAACAAAAACAACAACUCUGAAAACAAAACUCUCGUAAAAAAAAAAAAAACAAAAGAAAAAAACUGAAACUGAAAAACAAACAGACAGAUUUCUUCUCUCUAGCUAUACACGUGUAUCCUGGGGAAAACUGUUUUUUAAGGCAACAAAAAACAAUGACAACAACAAUUAAAGAAUGAAAGAAAGAACAACAUUAUCAUAGAUACGAAGAGCACUGCUAUUCUUUAUUUUUUAAAAAAUGUGUGUGUGAAUGUGAAAUGAAGUGAAGUGUGAGAAGUGAUCGUUUGGCUUUUUUUAUACAACAAAACUAUAUAAAUAUUUAUUCUAACUCUUCUCAUUAAUAUUAUGAUUAUGAUCAUUAUUAUUUUCUAGGUUUUAGGUGAACUCUAACAUUUACUUUUAAUAUUUAAGACAAAAUUUUUUUCAACAAAUUUUAUCUAAGUGUGUAUUUUGAUGUAAUAAUUUAUAUUUUAUUAUUAUGUGUUUGUUGUUUUAUUAAAAAACAAAUACAACAACUAAUUAUAUAGGGAUUUAUGGUUGCAAAACAUAGAGAAAAACUCUAUAUAUAUUUUAACUUUUACAAACAAAAAUGUAUCAUUACAUAUCAUUAGAUUAAGCUAUAUAAUUAAAUUAUAUUUCCCCCCACCCCCUCCCAAAAAAACAAAACUCCCAAAAUUUGCGGUAUUUUUGUUUAGUAGAAAAAAAUUUGUCCCAAAGAACUUACACUAUAAAGGCGCUGAUACACGGUUGUCAGAUCUUACAACGUUGUCAGUAAAAUGUUCAAAGAAUGUCUAAUAAUCGUCUAAACUUACAAGUUUUCUAUUGCAACGUUGUCAGAAAAAGCAUUACCGAAAAUAUUGCAAGACAAAAGUUGUAAGUUGACAGUAGUAUAUUAAACAUUUUCUGCACAUUUUCUUGCCAACGUUGUAAGAUCAAACAACCUUGUAUACAUAGCAUAAUUAGUUCUAGAAUGAGUGCAAUUAGAACUACUUCCUAUUCGCAUAAAGUAUUUACAAACAACUUUCUGUGAAGCACUUUACUUUUACAAAGAGAGAGAAAAAAGAAAUAUACACGCCUAGUAUCAAAUUGAUAACAAAGUGUUUAUCACUUUUCAAUAACAAUAACAAACAAUUCGAUGUCAAUGGUAACCACGUUUGUUAACAUUUAGACAACAGAUGUGUACAAAAUCUAGAUUUCAAAAACGAAUGUUUUCGUACGUACAUAGGAAUAUACUUUGACAACGGAUGUUAUUGUAUAAUUAUAAACACUUUGGUGGCAAUUUGUUAUCAGACGUGUAUAUUUCUUUUUCCCUCUGUGUAGAACUGUUGCAAAACAACAUGAAUUUGUUCUCUAUAGGUAAAGAACUUCUUCAACAAUCUUGGAUUUAGAGAUGUUGCCUUUUAGAACUCAUUCUCUGGAAAAUAUUAAAAAUUAAUAGUGUUUCACUAAAACUAGUUCUUUAACAAUUGUUGUAGAAAAAUCACUGAAAAAGAACUAGUACCGAUCCAAAGAAUGUGUAACCCCUUAUAAGGAAUGUCACCAUUACUUCUUCUAUUCCUUUUAGUAAGUUUCUUAAGGAAAACUUUUAAGAAGCUUAUAGGAAAAAAGAACUAUUUCCUAGAACUCAAUCAAUACUUUAAAUUAAAGACAAAGGAACCACUAUAAAUAGAAAUUGAAACUAGUAAUAACGACAUACCUUUUACAAGCCUUGAUCAUGAUUCCAAUGUCCUCCUAACGAGUAUUCUAAGAAACAGUUCUAUAUCAGUUCAAACAAAAAUCAUUGAAAAAAGAACUAGCUCUAAAAUUAGAUACUUUUUAAGAAUCUUAAAUAAAACUCUUUAGAAGUUCUUUGAAAACUAGUUAUAGAACUGUUUCAAAGUGUUCAAAGUGUCUGGAACUUUAUAGUGAAUAAAAAGUACUUGUAAGAACUAAUUCUUUUGCAGAAAGAAUAACAUUUUUUUUCACAAGCAGCUGUAUUUCUUCUCUGGAACUGUUUCCAAAAGCUUUUUAUAGAACGAAGGUAUUUUACAGAACUCUUUAAUUGUUGCCUGAGUAUGAGUAAUUUUGACAACAUUGCAUUGUCGUACGUACACAUCUACAAAGUAUGUUAUUGAAACAUUAUACACACUUUGGUGUCAAUUUGAUACCAGGAGUGUAUUAUUUGGAAAUAUAUUUUUCCCUCUGGCAUUUUAGAACUGGAUCUAAAACCAAUACAACUUUUCGAAUACAAAUUAAACCUUGAACUAGUUUUGGAACUAAUAAAACUCUUCUUGGACAAAUUUCUUUUUUUUUAGAAAAUCCAUAUUAACAAAUUAAUCCUUUUACGCAAUAGCUUAUCACAUAUUUAAAGCACUUUUAACCUAUUUUAGGGUGGAGAAGUUUUGAACUUGAGUUAAAGUUAUAAAUAAGAGGAUAAUAGGGGAUAAAAGCAUAUAAAACUAAAGCAUGAAAAAAGCAUAUUUUCUAAAGAAAAAAAGCUUUUUUUCUAAAUCCUUAUUUUGCAUGCUCUUUUUUUUUAGAAACUUAAAAACAAAACUAAUUACAAACUACUAUUAAAUGUCAUAUUGUUGUGAGAUACAA
Molecule: messenger RNA, 4641 nt
Organism: Lucilia cuprina (Australian sheep blowfly)
Lineage: Eukaryota; Metazoa; Arthropoda; Insecta; Diptera; Calliphoridae
Product: slit homolog 1 protein
Exons: 8
Coding region: 491-2017 (508 amino acids)
Molecular function (GO): protein binding
Source: RefSeq, a predicted model, not a curated record